ACAAGCUCUGACGUGCUUUUUAAGAUAUAAUGGCAACGUGCUCUUAAUAGCAGGGAGGAGAUUGUUCAUCAGAGUGGCGAAAGGGCUGGGAGACAAGUCCUGUUACAGUCCUAACAAAGUGUAAAGCUGUCAGCUGCACGGAGAAAGAGAGGAAGGGUGAGGGAGAGAAAUCUGUUUUUGCUUCAAAUUGUAAAUCUACAGUGAUUGUGAUAUUAUGAAUCUUAGGAGCCUUGAAGUGUGAGUGAAGGUAUUGAAAAGUCAAACAGCUGGGAGUGAACAGUACUCUCCUUGCAAGGCAAAUUCCUGAUGAAAUUGGUAAGAGAUUGACUGAGGAAAGAUUUCAGGAUUUCCUAAGGGUACGUCUUCACUUACCGGAGGGUCCGGCGGCAGGCAAUCGAUGUUCUGGGAUCCCGAUAAAUCGAUCCCGGAUCGAUCCCGGAAGUCGACGCCGGUACUCCAGCUUGGCGAGAGGAGUACGCGGCAUCGACGGGGGAGCCUUCGUGCAGCGUCUGGACCCGCGGUUGACUGGACCAGAGUAAGAUAUUAAUGAACGGAUGGACUCUGCUGGUAAGAUCGGCCAUCACACCAUGACAGCUGACAUGUCAGAAGCUGGGGGAUUGUCUCUGGAACCUCUAGUCACUUGCAAGCUAUGUCUCUGUGAACAUUCUCUUGAUAAGAUGACUACUCUUCAAGAAUGCAGCUGCAUCUUCUGUACAGUGUGCCUAAAGCAGUAUAUGCAGCUGGCAAUUCGAGAAGGCUGUGGUUCUCCCAUCACUUGUCCAGACAUGGUGUGCUUGAACCAUGGGACCCUACAAGAAGCAGAGAUUGCCUCUUUGGUACCUGUUGAUCAGUUUCAGUUAUACCAGCGACUGAAAUUUGAACGAGAAGUCCACUUGGACCCAUGCAGAACGUGGUGCCCUGCUGCUGACUGCCAGACCAUGUGCCAUGUUGAACUGAGUGACUCAGGACAACCAGUGCCUGUGGAAUGCCCAGCUUGUCAUCUGAAAUUCUGUUCAUCCUGCAAAGAAGUAUGGCACCCAGAGCGCUUGUGCCAGGAAAACCAACCCAUUGUAAUACCAACUGAGCAGGGAGCACUUACCAGGACUGACACAGAGGCUCCAAUUAAACAGUGCCCAGUGUGCCGGAUCUAUAUUGAACGAAAUGAAGGCUGCGCUCAAAUGAUGUGUAAGAACUGCAAGCAUACAUUUUGCUGGUACUGCCUACAGAACUUGGAUAAUGAUAUCUUCUUAAGACAUUAUGACAAAGGCCCCUGCAGAAACAAACUGGGCCAUUCUCGAGCCUCGGUUAUGUGGAACAGAACACAGGUUGUGGGGAUCCUGGUGGGAUUGGGUAUCAUAGCGCUGGUGACUUCUCCCUUACUGCUUGUGGCAUCUCCAUGCAUCAUCUGCUGUGUCUGCAAAUCCUGCAGGGGCAAAAAGAAAAAGCAUGACCCACCGACAACCUAAAACUCUGUGUCUGUUUCUGCCUCUGUCUAUACAGUAGAUGUACGUGAGAAAGCACACAGAUUGGGUUUUGGUGUCAUACCUACCAAAUAAUUCUCCCUCUACUUGCCAACUCUGAGGAUAAGUGCCUAUUGUUUUCAGGCCACUAUAUUGCUUGCAAGUCACAGUUCAGGAAAUGACUGAGGUAUUGUAGUGUGUAUAUAUAAUUAAAAAGGUCACUGUCAAGUAAUUCAGCCACAAAUAUGAUCCACCUUUAAAACUGUUAGAAUCUUGUAGAGAGAGGGAUCUUCCAGAACCUGAACAUGUAUUUAUCCUGCAAUAUUGUUCUUCUGCUUCUGCAGAACCAGUCAUGCAGCCAGUGGAGGGAGUACAGGUAAAUGAACAAGCCCACUUCUUAGUACUCUGCUGAUUAUAAAGUAAAAGAAGAAGAAGAAGAAGCAUGUUGCUGUUAUCUGCUGGCUUGUGACCUAUUAAAAAUAACAAAUAUAUAUUUACAUAUAUUUGAUAAUUUCCCUUCAACCAGACGCCACAGCAUUUUGUGUUGAAGGGGUAAGGUGGGGGAGGGGAAUACUAGAGAAAUAAUUAAGAGGAUAUUUACCAAGAAUGGAUUCUGGUAAUUAUCAUUUUGUAACUAUACCAUUGUGUUGAAUUGUAUGGAUUGUACUUCAGUGAACACACGCACAGUCACUUAUACCACACUAGUGAUUUUUGGUGUAUGACACCAUUACCAAUGAUCUACAACACACUAUAAACUAUCUUUAAAUUAUAUUAUUUAGGUGUAUUACCUAACAACUGUGAAAAUACCAUGUGCAUCUCACAGUCGGCACAAAUAUAAUACCAGAUGGUAUAGCUAUUGCAAACUCUGAUCUUAAUUGGAUAUUCAUUACUAUGAAAAACAGGGCCAAACUAGCUGCUGUUGAUGUCAGUGGUAUUUUUACUAUUGAUCUCAGUGGGAGCAGUAGCAACCAAUAAAAUAUUCUUUCCUAUAAAAAAAAUCUCAUUUGCCAAUGCCUCAGUGGAAAUCACUGUCGUGUAUAUGCUGUGUUAAAAGGUGAUGUUACAAGUCAACCAUGGCACAUCUUUCUUGAAAUGUUAGGUUUUUAUACGUGGCUGCUACAUUCUUGGGUUGACCGCUCUACCUACUUGUGGCUCCAUUUCCCUCUGCCUUUUGUGAGUACCGUGGAUGUUGUAAACUCGUGGAAACAAAUCUAAUGUUUUAGUGAAGGCCAUGCUACAUCUCCCAUAGAAUAUCCAGUAAACCAUAUAAAACGCAUGUGGGUAUAUGUAUGGUGUGUGUAUGUAUGUAUCCAUACAAAGUACAUAAUAUUUAAUAUAUUUUGUGUAUAUAUACUUUAUGUCUCUAAACGGCUGUCAUUUAAUGCUCUAGUUUAAUUUGGUUCUUCACUGCAAGCAUGAUUCAGAUUCUGAUCUCAACUAUGCCAAUGUAAAUUCAGAAUAACUCUUCUGAAGCUAAUGGACUUCACUCUGGAUUUGCAUGGGAAUAACUGAGAUCAAAUUUUGAUCCAUGGUGUUUAUACUACCAUUAGUUGGUGCUUACUUGUGUUCUGGGCUCCUGUUUGUGCAUUUGAUAUUUGUGGGAAUUUACAUGAGUUUUCUCUACAAUCAGUAGUAAUUCCAACCCCAGUUGGCAAGGGCUGGAAGGAGAAUGAAAUGUGGUGCAAAGUCAGAAAAAGAUAUCUAGCCUACCCUCCCUUCCAGGCUACAAAGAGAAAACUAAAGUGAACAUCAAUUUUAUUUUGUUUGGCUAAGCCUCAGGAACUUUGCCUUCUUGGCAGCUGUAAAUGUGACCUUUUCGUUCAACUUCUCUCUCUGGCUGCUGAAACAGUAGUAAACAUCUUAUUUUAAGGAAGCAUAGUCUGCAGAGCAGACUAACAGGGACAAAGACCUUAAAUAAUAGUGUCUGCUUCUCUUUGAACAAAAUUAAUGUUGAAUGAAUUUGCUACCAGUAAUGACUGGAAGGUAGACAGUGUACUAGUCUGAAAGACUGUAUUUCUUCUCCAUCCAGAGCUUCUAAGUGAAGCAGGAAGGUGGUCAGUACAUUCUAAAUAUAGAGUACAAUGCAGUCCAAUGUGGUUUAUGAUAAGCUGAGAGUAUUUUAUGUAUGUGUUUUCUUUAGGAGCGGUAAUGGUCGUGUUGGGGGUUACUCAUGACAAAUUAAAAUGUUCGGCCUUUGGCCUUGCACUAUUUUUCUACCUACACUUUUACAGCACCACUAUCAUUUCCAGUUUAUCCGUGAUCUUCCAGUAGAGAAACUCACUUGAACAAACUCCCAAGGACAAAUUGCUGUAAAGUCUUUUUAAUCAGUGCUAUGAUAUUCAAUAUCCCUCACCUAUUAAACCUCAUGGUGUUUUUCAUAUUUUGUAUGUAUUCACUCUGUCCAAACAACUGUCCACUCAGUGGGAUUGGUACAAUUCUUCCCCUCUUGUUAUGCUGGAAGUCAGUGUUGCCUAACAAAUGAGGAAGUUCCUUUCUUAAUUACAAAAGUUUUGUCAUUAACGCUGCAGUUACAAACCAGAGGCUAAAUUCUGCUCUCAGUUAUACAGUAACUGAGGGCAGAAUUUUGCCCAAUGUACAUUGAUGGCUAUAAUGUAAUUGCAUUCCUCAAUUAUGUUAACAGAAUGCAAAUUCUGUCCCUUUUCAGUGUUAUAGAAUUAUCUAAAUUUAAUGUGAAUCUCUGGUUAUUUAACAAACAUCAGAUUUUUAUAAAAUGGUUCAGAAUCUGAAGUUUGAUUUCCUUAUGAUGCAAAUUCAGAAUACUAGUUUUGUUAAUUUAAAUAAACACACACACGUGCCACAGCACUGAAAAAACAGAUGAUAGACUAUCCUUUUACUUUGGGUCUAUUAAUUUAGAAUCAAGGUAGUUUAUUUCUGAAGCAAUAUUUUACACAGUACUCUAAUUACUCUAGAACAGCAUUUUCAAACUUAAAACUAUGAACCUUACCAGCCUGGUUUCCCUUAAAAAGGGGGUGUGUGCUGCAUCAACCCAUCUUGGUUUUUGAAAGCAGUUUAUCUGAGGCUGUGGAACAACCUAAGCACUGAUUCUGCCAGCUGUUAGCCCAUGUGCUAACUUUGUGGGAGUAAAGUUACAUAAAUGCUUAAGUACUGGUAGCAUUGGGGCUCUUUUGGUUGAUGUAGCUGUUGCUUAGUUAUUCUGCACACUGGCCAGAUAAUCAAGCAGUCACAGUGAAUCUGUUCUGGGAUUCCAAAGAAAUAACUUUAGGCAGAUUUUUAAAGUGUUUGUUUAUGAAUAAGCAUACACUAAAUGGCAAAUACAGCAAGUUAUAUAAGCAAGAUAGUAGUGCCAAAAGUCCAAAGGGUCCUGGGACACAGGGUACAUAUGACUUCUUUAAGUAAUGCCACCGUGAAUCUCGUACAACCUCUUACAACUCCAAAAACUCUCAAUGAGUGUUGGAUGCCAGAACCAGAUUUGAUUCAUACUGUGCCAGAAUUUACUUCUCCUAUUAUUGUCAAUCUACAGUUUUUCCCCAGUGCUUUUGAUCUUGUAGUGACUAACAUGAAGGCUAGCAUAUUCAGAGGCAUUAUGGAUUAGAAGACUGAGCCUGGGAUUUAUGGGAUGAGCUUUUCUACAUUCAAAUCUCAACUCUAACACUGACUUGCUUUGUGGCCUUGGGAAAAUCAGUGUAGUUUACAGUGUAAUUUCACUUAAAAUUACUUGUCAAUUCUGAGAACAUAGGCCCUGGAGCCUUGUUUUCAAAGGUGCCAACCAUGGAGUUGGGUUUAAAUUUUGGUUGCUCAGCAUCUCUGAAAUUAGGCUCUAGAUGUCUGAAGAGUGGCACCUAAAAUUAGAGGCCACUUUCAGAGAAUUGGCUCUUAACUUCAAUGGGCCAAAUCUUCAGCUCAUGUAAAUUUUCAUAGUUCCACUGCAGUCAAUCGAGCUAUGCCAAAUACCUCAGAUGAGAAUCUGCCCCUGUGUCUCUUAGGUCCCAAUUAUUAUAAAAUAAGGAUAAUGCCUGCUUACAAUGAGCACCGUUAAAUGGUAAAUAUUUACCAUGUUUAUGGUAUAAAUGCUUCUCUGCAGUAUCUAUUUUAACUUUAGAAGAUACAUAGUCAAUGCUGCAGUAACUGAUUAUUUUUAAUGGUGCAUGUUUUAUUUACCUCACAGAAGGGGAUGAGGAUUAACAGUAGUUAGUUAGUACAGUGCUUUGAGGACGUUAAGUGCUAUGUACUGCUAUUUGUCCAGUAACAUAACAUAAAAUAAGAAGUCCAAAGAAAAUCUAAAGUGUACAUAAUGUUUACAUGAUUAAAUUAAAAUGAAUGUUCAACCAUAUUUUCUUAUUGUAUGUGAAAAUAUGUAAAUUAGCAAAGAUCAGUUUCACCUCUCAGUUGUCACAAAGAGGUGGUGAUAAUAUGAACAUUUGGCUGACGUAUUUGGGUAUCAGUGGGUGACUGCAUGGUAGUGUCCUUCCUUUUCAGUUGCUCUUAUCUUUCUCAGAUUUCUUUUUCAUGUUUUUCACACUUUGAGGCCAGAUAUUUUAGAACAAUAUAAGUGGAGCUGUUUAGCUACAUGAGGAUGAAAACCCCCAGCAUGUUAUCGAUUAAUCACGAUAAAUUUUUUAAAUCGCGAUUAAUUUUUUUGGCGUUAAUUGCGUGAGUUAACUGUGAUUAAUCAUCAGCCCUAGUUUUGUUGUAUUCCCCAAAGUCGGUGUGCAGCAAGCCAACAUCACUGACUUCAAUAGUUAGACAAAUUUACUUUCUUAUCAAUAACUUUUUUGCCAGCCACAAAAUCUGACUAUUCAUGAUACAGCUGGCUCAUGCAGUGCCAGCAGCUUUUAAGCAGAACUUUGAGUAGAUUUCAAUAGGGAGUUCUGCUUAAAAACCAAUGGCAUCAUUUAACUCUCUCGGCCCCUUCCAUAAGAAAUGAGAGAGCCAAAGUUCACAGCAAAGUAUCUUAUCCCUUCACUUUGAAUUCUACUGAUGGCUACUGGCCCAUUUGCUUAAAAAAACCCAACAGAUUCAAUUAUUUGAAAUGUGAAUAGUUGUUUAAGCAUGCUAUAUUUUUAAAUGAACAAAUUAGAAAGAAAAAAGUAUACAAAGCAGUUAUUAGCAUUGCAAAUACCAUGCAUGACAUUUAUACUGUGAGAACUGUUAUUGAGAUGCCCCAUAGUAUUAGGUAUCUUUUUUUUUUAAAUAAAGAUUUUAUUUUAAAUGUGUAAUUAAAUUAAACAUACAAAUAAAAAAAGGGUGUAGCUCUACCAGUAAUGUGAAUUGACACCAGUCAUGUGUCCCAGUCCUGCAAUGAUUUAUGCAUGUAAUUAACUUUAGACAAUGUGAAUAGUAUCAUUGACUUUGACGGGGCUGUUCACAAUGCAUAAAGCUAAUUCUGCAAAACUCUUUGCAGGAUUGAGGUCUCAUAUAUUGGGACAUAAGGCACAACACUUUAUUUUCAUAUCCAUCGUCAUGUAAAUUAAAACAUCUUAAAAAUCUGUUGGAUAAGGGUAGGAAAUGGGGCACUGAAUUAUUGUAUCUGAUAACUAGUAUGUUAAAGAGGAGUAGUUUCUGAAAUUAGGGGUAAAAUUCAGCCCUUUGCAGAGGGCCAACAGUAGCCCACCCACUACUUAAGUCCACUGAAGUCUUAGCCUUUUGAUGGCCUUCUGCCUAGGGCUGAAUUUCACCGAAGAUGACUAGAUAUUGUUUCUUUGGUACCUGUUUGAAGUUGUAUUUUGUUUUUGUUUUUCUAAUUAAUACACUUUCUUCACCAUCCUUAACCUGGUGAAGGGCGAAAGGCUUUGAUCUUUGUAAGAUUCACUAAACUAUUUUUAUGUUUAAAAGAAGGUCCACGUGUAUAAAGAAAUUAUAAAUGCUUUUGUAAAUUUUGUUUAUGAUUCAGCAUUUAAACGUUUUACAAAUGCAAUUUGCUGCACUCUGUGCAUAUAUUCAUACAGUCUGUAUUUAUUUUCUGCCUCUGAGGCUUACUUCUUUGUUUCCCCACCUCCUUCUAAUGUCAUAAAAUGCAACAUUAAAAAUGUAAUGUACAGACA
Messenger RNA from Malaclemys terrapin pileata, 7483 nucleotides. RefSeq names its product ring finger protein 144B (gene RNF144B). Gene Ontology annotation, molecular function: zinc ion binding; ubiquitin protein ligase activity; ubiquitin conjugating enzyme binding. Lineage: Eukaryota; Metazoa; Chordata; Testudines; Emydidae. Gene Ontology annotation, biological process: ubiquitin-dependent protein catabolic process; positive regulation of proteasomal ubiquitin-dependent protein catabolic process; protein polyubiquitination. Gene Ontology annotation, cellular component: ubiquitin ligase complex; cytoplasm; mitochondrial membrane. The record is from RefSeq and is a predicted model, not a curated record. Bases 555 to 1466 code for a protein of 303 amino acids. The transcript has 9 exons.